GUCGGCAGCCCGCAGCAUGGAUUCGGAUUCCGGCGAGCAAAGCGAGGGCGAGCCCGUGACCGCCGCAGGUCCCGAUGUUUUUAGUUCCAAGAGCCUUGCCCUUCAAGCCCAGAAGAAGAUUCUGAGCAAAAUAGCCAGCAAAACCGUGGCCAACAUGUUGAUUGAUGACACCAGCAGUGAGAUCUUCGAUGAGCUCUACAAAGUCACCAAAGAGCACACCCACAACAAGAAGGAAGCCCACAAGAUCAUGAAAGACUUAAUCAAGGUGGCAAUCAAAAUCGGGAUCCUCUACCGGAACAACCAGUUCAACCAGGAGGAACUCGUUAUGGUGGAGAAGUUCAGGAAGAAGCUGAACCAGACGGCCAUGACCAUCGUCAGCUUCUAUGAGGUGGAGUACACCUUCGAUAGGAACGUGCUCUCCAAGCUGCUACACGAGUGCAAGGACCUGGUGCACGAACUGGUGCAGCGACAUCUGACGCCCAGGACCCACGGGCGCAUCAACCACGUCUUCAACCACUUUGCUGAUGUGGAGUUCCUCUCUACCCUGUAUAGUCUGGAUGGAAACUGUAGACCCAGCCUCAAGAGGAUGUGUGAAGGAAUCAAUAAAUUGCUAGAUGAAAAAGUCCUUUGAGUAUCUUCCCUCCUCCUGGACUUGGCUGCGUUCAAGUUUCAGCACCCAACGUGGUCUGGGUGAGAGUCAAGAAAACAGAAAAAGACCCUUGUCAAAGACGCCCAUGUUCUGUCUUUUUCAUCCCUCUCUCUGGUGUGAACGCUGAAUUGAGCUCGGGUGUGUUUAUCCCGAGCUCACUGAUGAAGCCUGUACUUAAAAUCACCUUUGUUUGCAAGCCCAAAGGACAUUCCAUGUACAUAUUCUAAGCAGAAAGGCUGCCCCGCUCAUCAAAGAGAGCUCAGUUCAUCGUGUGGAGUGGAAGGAGCCCUGGCCCCGGAGGCAGGGGACAUAGGCUUGGUUCCCAGCUCCACCAGUUACGACUCCACCCUCUGGAUCCUGGAACCAUGAUGCCCACCUGCCCCCCAGGGUUGCUGUGAGGAUCAAAUUAAACGAUGUAUGUUCACACUUUUGAAAACGCUACUGUGAGAGGGAUUGACCUGGAUCUAGACUAUUAAGCAGCAAAGAACAGAACAAUAGUCUCUGGUGGGCUGGGUUUGCAACCUGCCUCUAGAUGUACUAUUUCAAACAAAUUAAAAACGAAUCUUAAAGGUGUGAAAAAGUAGAGCUAAAAACUGGGAAAAUGUUUUUCAAGAGCUCUGAUGUGCAGGUUUAUGAUCUUCCAGCAGGCUUGGUAGAGUUUCCCACCCAUCAGGCAGAAGCCAAGAAGAACUGCGCUCCCUGCAGGACCCGCCUCCCCUCCUCUAAAGGGCACAGCCCAUGAGGCACAGGGAGGUUUAUUUGGCAUGCACAGGACAGUCAGGCAAAGUGAACCCCUAUCUGUCUUUCUUGGCCUUUCAGUCAUUUUGUGCUGUUUUCUCUGGCUUGUUAAUAAAUUGAAACUACCCUUCCAA
Molecule: messenger RNA, 1521 nt
Organism: Miniopterus natalensis
Lineage: Eukaryota; Metazoa; Chordata; Mammalia; Chiroptera; Miniopteridae
Gene: TIPE3
Product: TNF alpha induced protein 8 like 3
Biological process (GO): regulation of apoptotic process
Cellular component (GO): cytoplasm
Source: RefSeq, a predicted model, not a curated record